Messenger RNA from Phalaenopsis equestris, 2016 nucleotides. Its product is annotated as purine-uracil permease NCS1. NCBI's taxonomy places the organism in Eukaryota, Viridiplantae, Streptophyta, Magnoliopsida, Asparagales, Orchidaceae. Gene Ontology annotation, cellular component: plasma membrane. Gene Ontology annotation, biological process: transmembrane transport; nucleobase transport. The transcript has a single exon. Bases 27 to 1622 code for a protein of 531 amino acids. Gene Ontology annotation, molecular function: nucleobase transmembrane transporter activity. The record is from RefSeq and is a predicted model, not a curated record.
UGACCCUCCAACCCUAAAGUAAAACCAUGGAAUCUCGCCUCCUUCAUCACCACCAUCACCAAAACCUUUUCUUUUUUCCUCUCCGCCUGUGCAACACAUCCAACCCUCGCCGCCACGGCGAACUCCGUCCCUUCUUCCCCUCCAAUUUCUCCAGUCCCGUCCACCUCCAACAUCACCACUCUCCAUCCCUCAAACCUCUCCUCUCCUCCCCCUCCUCCGCUUCCUCCUCCUCCAAAGAUGAUCUCGCCCCGAUUCCCCACUCCCGCCGCAACUUCACCGCGUUUGACAUUGCAAGCCUCUGGAUCAGCCUUGUGGUAGGCAUCCCCUCCUAUUACCUCGCUGGCUCCCUCGUUGACCUCGGCAUGUCUUGGUGGCAAGGCAUAGCAACGGUCUCCUUCUCCAACCUCCUCCUCCUCCUCCCCCUCACCCUAUCCGCCUUCCCCGGCACCCGCCACGGCCUUCCCUUCCCCAUCCUCGCUCGCUCAACCUUCGGUCCCCGCGGCUCCUUCCUUCCCUCCCUCUUCCGCUCCCUCGUCGCUUGCGGCUGGUUCUCCAUCGAAUCCUGGAUCGGCGGCCGUGCCCUCCUCCUCCUCCUCCUCCCCCUCUCCCAUCCCCCUCUCCCACUCCAAUUCGCUUCCUUCCUCUUCUUCUGCCUCGCCCAAAUCGCCCUCAUCUGGCCCGGAAUGAACGCAAUUCGCAAACUUGAAAUUUACUCUGCUCCAAUUCUCAUCCUCCUCACCUCCUCUCUCCUCUUCUGGUCCGUUUCCUCUUCCGGCGGCUUCGGCCCAAUGCUCUCCCUCACCUCCCGGCUUUCCCCGUCGGAGUUCUGGCCCCUCUUCUUCCCCGCCCUCAAUGCCAACAUCAGCUUCUGGGCCACAGUUGCCCUCAACAUUCCCGACUUCUCCCGCUACGCCCGAUCGCAACGCGACCAAAUUCUCGGCCAAAUCGGCCUCCCCGUUUUCAUGGGUCUCUUCACUUUCGUCGGCCUCGCUGUAACUUCCUCCACCCAACUCAUCCUCGGCCGGCUCAUCUCCGAUCCGAUCCAUCUCCUCGCUGAAAUCCCCGGCGGCCCUCUCAUCAAACUCAUCGCCAUCAUCGGCGUCAGCCUCGCCACCAUCACAACCAACAUUGCAGCCAACAUGGUCGCCCCCGCAAACGCUCUCAUUAACUUCAAUCCCUCUGUUUUCAAUUUCCGGCGAGGUGCAAUCGUCAUGGCAGUGAUUGGAUUGUUGUUUCAACCAUGGAAGCUGUUGGGAUCAAGCGAGAGCUUUGUGUAUACAUGGUUGCUGGGAUCAUCUGCGCUGAUCGGACCGAUUGGUGGGAUAAUGAUUGUGGAUUAUUAUCUGGUGAAAGGAAUGGAGCUGGAUGUAGAGGAAUUGUAUAAGGAAGAUGGGAAGGGGAAGUAUUAUUAUUGGAGAGGGUAUAAUUUGGUGGCUAUGGCGGCGUUGGUGGCCGGAGUAUUGCCGGUGUUGCCGGGGUUUUUGAAAAAGGUGGGAAUUUUGUCGUACACCUCUGGGUUUUUUGUUGGGCUGUACAAUAACGCUUGGUUUGUGAGUUUUUUUCUGGCCGGGUUCGUGUAUUGGGGGCUGUCUUUCUUUCUGGGGAGGAAGAAAAGAGAUUAGGGAACGGAUUAGAGAAAAAUUUGCGUGCGUACGAUGUAAGCAGUGCUGGGUAUGUCAGGGAGGUUAUUCAGAGGAUAUUGAGAGGUUAUAUUCACGUUAUAUCUCCUAUAAUCUACGUGUAUCUUCUAGUAAGUUCCGUAUUUCUAUUCUCAUAUAUUUGUAGGUUACAGUUAGAUUACAGGUAAUUUACAGGGGGUAUAACGCGGAUAUAACCCACCUAAUACCCUCUGAAUAACCUCCCUGACAUACGCAGUGCAGCGAAUGUCUUAGGUACGCAAAUUUUUCUCAAGGAUUGCCUUAGAGGAAAGAAGCUUGCUUUCCUGAUUUAUUUUACAGAAUUUUUCUACACUGAAUAAAUGUGAUGUUUUGUUCAAUUCUCGGGAUGAAGUGUAUU